CGAGCCGUGCACACGUCCUCCCAUGGAGCUCUUUGAGACCAACCCUUACUUUUUCCCGGAGCAGAGGUUUUACGAUGGGGAAAACUUCCUGGGCUCCCGCUUGCAGAGCUAUGAGGCAGCCGCAUUUCCCGAGCGGCCCGAAGUGGCUCUGUGCCCCGAAAGCAGAGGGGCUUUGGAGGAGAAGGACUCAAUGCUACCCGAGCACUGCCCUGGGCAAUGCUUACCGUGGGCUUGCAAAAUCUGCAAGCGUAAAACAGUGUCCAUCGACCGGCGUCGGGCGGCCACGCUGCGGGAGAAGCGGAGGCUGAAGAAGGUGAACGAAGCCUUCGAGGCGCUGAAGCGCAGCACUCUGCUCAACCCCAACCAGAGGCUGCCCAAGGUGGAGAUCCUGCGCAGCGCCAUCCAGUACAUCGAGCGCCUGCAGAGCCUGCUCAGCAGCCUCAACCAGCAGGAGCGCGAGCAGAGGGAGCUGCGCUACCGCCCUGCUGCACCACAACCUGCUGCACCCAGUGAGUGCGGCUCCGGCAGCUCGUCCUGCAGCCCCGAGUGGAGCACACAGCUGGAGUUCAGCACCAACCCUGCAGAUCACCUCCUGAGUGACGAUGCAGCGGAGGACCGCAACCUCCACUCGCUCUCCUCCAUCGUGGAGAGCAUCGCCGUGGAGGACGUGGCCGUGACGUUCCCAGAGGAGCGGGUCCAAAACUGAGCUGGCACAAAGCCCCGCAGCUCUCUGAGCUCGAAAUGGGGUGGGAUUGAGAUGCUGGAAGGAUCCAGCUGCUGGAAGUCAUAAUUACCCCUCCAACACUGUGGACAGCAGCGCUGAAACCGCCCGAAUCCUUUCCCACUCCUCUCCAAAAGCUCCCACCGGUGGAAAAAAGAAAAGGGGAGAAGUGUGAUGGCGGUGGCUGGCGGCGGCCCCGGGUCCCCCAGGCUGGGGGCUUUUCUUCCUUGGGGGCCAACAUUUGUGCCACAGCCAAUGUGGCUGUUUCCAAGUUGCUCUUCGACCAAGGUCUCUCUCCGGCGGGCUGCCUUCGCCGGCUUUCCUGCUGACCGCUGUGUGCAGUUG
Molecule: messenger RNA, 1066 nt
Organism: Lagopus muta (rock ptarmigan)
Lineage: Eukaryota; Metazoa; Chordata; Aves; Galliformes; Phasianidae
Gene: MYOG
Product: myogenin
Exons: 3
Coding region: 23-706 (227 amino acids)
Biological process (GO): positive regulation of transcription by RNA polymerase II; positive regulation of myoblast differentiation; muscle organ development
Molecular function (GO): protein dimerization activity; DNA-binding transcription factor activity, RNA polymerase II-specific; RNA polymerase II cis-regulatory region sequence-specific DNA binding
Source: RefSeq, a predicted model, not a curated record